Molecule: messenger RNA, 1453 nt
Organism: Gigantopelta aegis
Lineage: Eukaryota; Metazoa; Mollusca; Gastropoda; Neomphalida; Peltospiridae
Product: putative Dol-P-Glc:Glc(2)Man(9)GlcNAc(2)-PP-Dol alpha-1,2-glucosyltransferase
Exons: 3
Coding region: 12-1433 (473 amino acids)
Biological process (GO): dolichol-linked oligosaccharide biosynthetic process; protein N-linked glycosylation
Cellular component (GO): endoplasmic reticulum
Molecular function (GO): dolichyl pyrophosphate Glc2Man9GlcNAc2 alpha-1,2-glucosyltransferase activity
Source: RefSeq, a predicted model, not a curated record
AAAACAAAAACAUGGCAGGAAGUUUGUUGGUUUGUGGAGUUUGCAUAUCUGCAUUCUGUUUGGCAGGGCUGAGUUUACUAAUGGUCAUUAAUGAUGCCCAGCCAGCACCAUAUAUGGAUGAGAUUUUUCAUAUACCCCAAGCACAAGAAUACUGUAGACGAAAUUUUACAUCGUGGGAUCCAAUGAUUACUACAUUGCCUGGUCUCUACCUCAUAUCUGUGGGCAUUCUCGAACCCAUUGCUAAAGUCUUGCAGCUGACGACCAUGGAAUUAUGCACUCCGCUUGUACUGCGCUCCAUUAAUCUGCUUUUUAUGACUGGAAAUGUCUGGUUACUGUCUCGGCUGAUUACAGUGAUGCACUUCUCCAAGAAGGAGAGUAGUACAGAUGCCAUCACAAUUGCAUUAACAGGCUUAACACUGGGAAGUUUUCCUGUUCUGUUCUUCUUCACUGGUCUCUACUAUACAGACCCUGGGUCCGUGUUCUUCGUUCUGCUGAUGUACUUCACCAGUGAGGACAGACACCACUUCCUGGCAGCCAUUUACGGAGUCCUGGCCAUCUUCUUCAGACAGACCAACAUUGUGUGGCUAGUCAUGGUAACAGGUAUUGCCAUUUCUGAAUCUCUAUAUGACUGGAUUCAGAUUGAGAAGAAAGAACAGAGCAAAGAGAAUGUUGAUGAUUGGACAGUAAUAUCUACAUUCUUUGUAUUGAUUGGACGAACGUUGAAGCACAAUCCAAUGAAACUGUUUGACUUAUUUUGGAAGAUUUUGGUAAAAAUUUGGAGUUAUAUUUUAGUUGGCUUAGGAUUUGGUGUUUUUGUUUUUCUAAAUGGUGGAUUUGUUGUUGGAGACAGGUCUCAACAUGCAGCGUGUUUAAAUAUUCCUCAGAUUUUUUAUUUUGUUUCCGUGGCAAUGUUUUUUUCAUGUAUGCACAUACUUAGACCACAUCUUUUGAUAAAAUUUAUAAAAUUCUGUUUCAGUAAUAUUGUUAUGGUGAUUCUUUUUAUCGGUUUGUCAUAUUUAGCCAUUUCACAUUUCACUUACAUCCAUGAGUAUUUACUUGCAGACAAUCGUCAUUAUCCAUUUUAUGUCUGGUCAAAAAUUUAUAAACGUUACGAAAAUGCCAAAUAUGUAUUGAUACCUGUUUACUUGUUUGGAUGUUGGAGUGUUUGGGAUCUGUUGCGUCAUAAAAAUAUUUUCUGGAAAGUUUCAUUUUUAGUUUGUCUGCUUGCAGCAACAGUUCCACAGAAGUUAUUAGAAUUCAGGUAUUUCAUCAUUCCGUACAUCUUUUUCCGAUUGAACAUGAAACCGUCACCCAUUAUUUACCUGGUCAUUGAAUUUUUGUUGUAUUUUGUGGUAAAUGUAGCAACUGUUUAUCUUUUUGUGAAAAAGCCGUUUGUGUGGAGUUCUGGGGAACUGCAGAGAUUUAUGUGGUGAUAAUAAACAUGCUGAUUUGU